This is a messenger RNA of Entelurus aequoreus (snake pipefish), 1433 nucleotides long. It is a transcript of the gene nrm, whose product is annotated as nurim. Gene Ontology annotation, cellular component: nuclear membrane. NCBI's taxonomy places the organism in Eukaryota, Metazoa, Chordata, Actinopteri, Syngnathiformes, Syngnathidae. The transcript has 4 exons. The coding region runs from base 28 to 840 and encodes 270 amino acids. The record is from RefSeq and is a predicted model, not a curated record.
AGUUGAAGCAAAACGUCAGAUUGAAAAAUGGCGUCAGUCACGGUUCGGGGCGGUUGUCUCUGCACCGCCGCACUGCUUAACUUUGCAUUUGUGUUCAUAUCCGGCGCGGAUUUCAUUCGCUUUUUAUCAUUUCGAGUCAUUUACCACAACAUCACGGGAGAGACGUCACUUUGUCAAGACUCCAUAUCAUGGUCAGCGGCCCUGCAGGACAGCUCUGUUCUUAGGUCUCUGCUUGUGGAUGUUGCUCUGCUGGCCCUCUUCACCCUGCAACAUAGUCUGCUGGCAUGGACUCCAGUCAAACAGGCCUGCCAGUCGGUCCUUGGGUCCCUGAACAGGAUGGCAUACUGCUUCACCACUGCGCUGGCUCUGCAGAUCCUAAUGAAUUACUGGCAGCCUGUAACUGGCGCCCCCUGUCUGUGGUCUGUGCGUCAUGCGCCAUGGAGCGUCUGGUUCCCUCUGCUCUGCUUUGUGGCGCACUUCUUCUGCUGGGCCAUCAUCUGCAGCAUCCUCCUGAUGUUUGACUACGCAGAACUGCUCGGCAUCAAACAGGUGUAUUACCAGUGUUUGGAUCUGGGGGACCCCCUGUCCCAUAAGUCGUCCGGUGAACAACGCUUCCUGUCUCACUUCCGCGUCCCGGUGUGCCUGGAGCUUGGCGUGGUCCUGUGGCUCCUGCCGGCUUUAUCCCUGGACAGGCUGCUGCUGGCAUUAACCAUGUCAGCCUACCUGGCGCUGGCACACUCGCUGGACAAACAGGAUUUAGCCUUCCUCUGCGACCGGCUUAGCAGCAAGGUGCAGCUCUUUAACGAGCCGUACCGGGACACUCCGCUCAAGGAGGAGUGAAAGUAGUCCUGCUACGCCCAUUUGUUCCAUAACAAAGCACUAUUUGUCAUUUCUGAUACAGCAGAUGUUUUUGUGCCUUUGUGCUAUUAAUAGUUUUGUAAAAUUAGACUUUAACAAUGUUUUUAAAUGGCGAUUGGAUAUUAAAGGCGAUUGUUGUUUUUAAUGCAAGGGUGUCCAAACCUUUUUCAAUUAGGGCUGCGCAUUGUGGUAUCUUUUUUGUUUUCUUUAUUAUUUUCUUUUAAUUAAAAAUUUUUUUUUUAAGUAUUAUAUUUUUUUCUUUCUUUUUUCUUUUAUUAUUAUUUUUUCCUUUUAAUUUUUAAAUUAUUAGGAUUUUUUUAAUUUUAUUUUUAGUUUCAGAAACUCUUUGUUAUCAGCCAUUCUCCUUCUGUCACCGGACAAAGUCAAUGUAAAAGCAGUGUUUAGUUUCGGUUUUGAUUUUGGGUAUGUCGACAACCGGUUAUGUCUCUUUGGCGUCGACAUAAACAAGCUUUAUUAUAUUCACAUUGAAAUAUUGUCUUAAUAAUUACACCCCUAUUCAAUUGUAUGUUAAUGAGCUCUCUUGUUUUAAUAGCUUGUUUACAAUAACAACAGCC